Messenger RNA from Pomacea canaliculata, 1790 nucleotides. RefSeq names its product nucleoredoxin-like protein 2. Bases 114 to 659 code for a protein of 181 amino acids. The transcript is spliced from 2 exons. The record is from RefSeq and is a predicted model, not a curated record. Lineage: Eukaryota; Metazoa; Mollusca; Gastropoda; Architaenioglossa; Ampullariidae. Gene Ontology annotation, biological process: sensory perception; photoreceptor cell maintenance.
CUAAAUAUAUUUACAUUAGCGACGACAUUAUUCCUUUUCGUCGCGCUAUCCUUUAUUUGGGUGUUGCCGAUAAGUGCCCAAGUAGUUAAUUUAAUGUAACUGUUUGUAAGAGCAUGUGCGAGAUCCUGAAGGAAGAGCUGUUUCUUACAAAGCAACACUUCACCUCGCUGUAUUUACCAGCUGGACAACGAGAAAACUAUGGAACAGUUACAGGCGAAACUGCACUUGCAGGCAAAAUUGUCGGUUUGUUUUUUUCAGCUGCAUGGUGUCCUCCUUGCCUACAUUUCCUGCCCUUGCUUCGAGACGUAUAUGACCAACUUAAAGCGAGAGACAGUCCUUUUGAGAUUGUGUUCUUCAGCCUAGACAAAAACAAAGAAGAGAUGAUGGAGUACUAUAAAGAGAAACACGGAAACUGGUUAGCUGCAAAAUACGACGAUCCUCUGAAACAAGGUUUCCUAGAGAAAUACAAGAUCAGCAUCAUUCCAAAACUAAUCAUUAUUCGACCAGAUGGCGAGGUGAUCUCAAACAAAGGUCGUAAAGACAUUCAAGACAAAGGGCUUAUUGCCUUCCGCAGCUGGCAAUCAGCAAUGUUAGCAGCAGUGAAGAAGCUGGAUCAACAGCAGCAGUUAUCAAAUGAAGCAGAAGAGGAAAUGCAUUGAAUGACUGAGCGAAAUUUCUUGAUUGAGAGAAGUUAAAUGUGAUAUUUUAUAAAAAGGUUAUAGCUUAUACACAUUAAUCAAAAAUGUAUACUGCUGCAUUAUUUUAGAUUUUUAUUUUAUAGGGGGAGUGAAAGAGAUUGUGGUAUUUGGUGCUUGUAGAUUAAAUCCCUGUUUAUUGGUUUUACAAAAUAAAACAAGCACUGUAAAUCUGGAAGCUAAAGAUAGAGUGACCUUAGAAAUUGAGAUUUUUUUGCUUCUUGGUAGAACUGGGGAGCUUGCUUUUUCUAGAUCAAAAUCUCUUUCAAAGAUUAGACACUUAAUACAGUAAAGUACUUUUAAGCUGGUCUGGCAUGUCAUCAAUCAUAAAGGGCUUCAAGGGCAGUGCAACCAUUAAUUUGUAUUAAUACCUUCUGAAAGAGACCAAGGAAAUGGGUUGGUGGUUUUAGAUGGCAUUUUAUUUUACUUAAUAAGCAAACUUUGCAAUUGAUGAAGAAAAGGCAACUACCAUUUAUUUAUAACUGGUCACUGGUGUUUUAGUCAUGAUGCAGCAAUGAAAUAAAAUUCCUUUCUCUCUCAUAUUCGCCACUCACCCAACACUCAGUCAGUUCAAAACACAUCUGUGAUUACUGCUAAAUAGUCCACUUUCUGCUGCUAAUCCGUUUUCUCCUCUUUUCUAUCUCUUGAAUACUUUGUCCAGCUGAUGUCCCUUUGUUGAGGGUUUUUAGCUGAAAUCUUCAUUACGGUUACCUUUCUUUUCUUUUGUGUUCAACCUCAUUGAUGCAUUAUUCCAUUCCUUCACAUCUACCUAGUUUUUGUGUCAAGCACUGAAAGCAUGCUCCUGACAGUAUUAUUUAGAAUUUUUAAAAAAUGUUAAUUACUCCAUUCAGCUAGUUUCAAGUACAAGUCAUUGACUACAAGUGUAAUAUAUUUGAGGAUCAUUUACAAGGCAUGAAGAUUUUAUUAAAACAACAAAUAAAGUUCAUUAUCAGACUCCAAACAAUUCUUUUAAUGAAUGAGCUUAGCUUUUCAGGAGAUACUAACACUCUUUGCUUGUGCUAUGACAAGCCCUUGCAAGCAAUUAUUUUUGCAUUAGGUACAAGUUGAAUAGCAAUGUUUUAUUAUCUUUUUGUG